AUGGAUGAUGUAAGGGUGAAAGAUUUGGUGUUGUCAUUCUUACCGGGCCUCUCUCACGAAACUCUGACUUCAUUGCUGAAUGGGUUGCAAGAGCUUGGUGUGGAAAACAAGGAAGACCUUGCAUUGGUACAAGAAAGAGAUCUAGAGCAAUACCUUCGACCUAUUCAGUGUCGAAAGUUACUGAAUGGCUUUCAAGGACUUGCAGUAGGUCAACUGGAUCUGGUUCCUGUCACCUCUUCAGCUCACGCCCCCAGCUCCUCGAACACUCCUUGCACCAUACCUGCCACCUCUCCAUGCACUCAAGAACCAGUUUCCUCUCCCUCUUUUCAGCUUGGCAGACCAUGGCAUGCAGACUUCCAGGUCAACUGGGCUAGAAUGCCAGCAGCAAUUCGAAGGGCAAUAGCAAAUAAAACAAGACCAUCACCAGGCGAUAGAAAAGAUAUGGUGAAGGCAGUGGUGGAUCAGAUGUUGGAGCAUGAACCUAACCCAACCAGAGCAAUUUGUCACAGUGUUGUUCGAAGCAUUAUAAGGAGCCAUCCAGAAUGUUUUGCUGAUGUGGCAAAAAAUGGAGACGUCCUUGGAGAUGGUUGUUAUUCUCUUCUGCAGCAAAUUAAAACUAGGGUGGAGUAUAAAAACAGGAACAAUACUCUUGGGAGACGACGCAGGGAGAGAAGGCCACGAAGUGAGGUUCCAGAUGAAGGCAGAGCGAUGCAAAGAGGCCCUGUAGAUCAGUAUGGCUGUGUAAGAUGGGGUCCUUUAGAAAUUCCUCCUGGUGAAACUGAGGCAUCAUUGGAUGGCAUCAAACGUCAGCUCCUUGACAUCUAUUCAAAGGAAGGCAUGAGUGGUGCUGAGAGAGCUGAUCCUCUGAUGGAGAAGACCUAUGUCAUCCAGCGACGCUAUCUUAAUAGUGUGCCUCCACCAACCAUUGCAGUGUUAAAGGAGGAAUGGCCUUUUCUCUUUUCACCAAGAGGUUUUUUUUCACACUUCACUCUCUUGACUGAUAUCCCCAUCCUUACCAAGUUUCGAGAGGCCCUGGAUAGAAAAGGCAACACUAUUAUGAGGUUCUGCCAGGAGGUCAAGUGUCAUCAAAGGGUGAAAAGUGUUUUGACUUGUUUUGAACCCGAGGAUUCAGAGAAGGCAGCGUGCAUUCUUCUCCUUGUGAUGGCAUACUUCAAAGAGCCCAAGGAUGCCAUUGUGCUUGAAGUUGAUACUUGUGCCACAGCCACUGACAUUAAAAGUACUAUCACCCUAACAAGUACUCCUCGCUUGAUUGUCCAAGGUAACACAACAAGGCCAAGGGCAUGGAUGUUGUCUUUGGAUGGUGAAGUAGUUGUGGGACCUCAUCCAGACUUCACAACUGGUCUGUGUGCUAUUUUUGCCAGCUACUACAAUUUAAAUUUACAGUAUGCUGAAGAUGCUGCUUGCACUCUGGAAUUUAUUCAAAGGUGCUUUCUGGGCAUAAAUCCAGAGGCUGGCACAAAGUCAAAGAGGCAUAAAGGGCAAAUAAACCAGCAAGUUUGUACAUUUAUAAGAAAACUCAUUGAUUUCGAAUGGAUGACAGAGUAAGCAGUCAAAACCAACCUAAUACCGGCAUGGUCAAGCUUUUGUUAAGUUAUGUUGUUUGGUUUUUCAGUUAGAUUCUAGCUGAACAUAUUCUUGGUUCAGCCUGUCUUGGUUUCAUAAAGAGUCAUGAUCUGUGUGUCAUAGCUGAAAUAUUUAGAGAAACUGUAUUAAAAUAAAUAAUAUGUCAAACUGUUUCUGCUUGUUUACUUUAAAACAGGUUCUCGGUCUUCUCAGUGUUAUUCUGUAUUGAUGGGCUAUCAGAUAAAAAUCAUAUUUUUAAGUGUAAAUUAAAAGCACAUUAUUGGCUGCUGAGGUAUAGCCGUGAAUUGUCAUGAGUGUGUAAUUGGUUCACUUUACACUGUAAUUCUGCAGCUGGCCAACUGGUGAAUCACAGAUAUUUAAUUUUAAGAUUUUAGCUAAUCUGAUCCUUAUCUGGCACUUACUGUUCAGUUAAAAACCAUCACUUUCACAGCAGCCACUGCAACCUCACAAUAAACGGACAGACAUUUAUUCACGGUUUAGUAUAAUAAUUGUACAACACUGAACUGCUAAAUAACAGUAGUGUGACAGACAGGAACUUUAACUUCACAGUUAAUUAAACUAGUUUCACUGGAGCAUUCUAUGAAAUCACAGUAAUACAAUGGCAUACAUACUGUGAGGGCACAGUACACAACAGUUAAUUUACAACUCUUUACUGCAAACAUGACACAGUGAGUUACUGUGAAAGCAACCAGAAGCCGGUAAUUUACUGUGAAGUCACAUACUGCAGCAUACUGUGAAAGUCAUGCAACCAGAAGCUAGUAAUUUACUGUGAAGUUACAUACUGCAGUAUACUGUGAAAGUCAUGCAACCAGAAGCCAGAAAUACACUGUGAAGUUACGGUCAAACAUUUUACAGUGUGGAUUCUUUUAUGAAUCAAUAUGGCUGUUCCACAAGUUUUAGAGUUGAGAUUGGAAUGGAAUACAUUCCCCACCCAACCUUUUAUAAGUCUUGACUUGAUCUUCAACCAGUAGAUGAGUUUCCUGUAGAAAUGCAACAUCACAUUUUAAGUAUUUUAGGUGAUUAGAUAUUCUGGCACUUUUAACAGGCCCAUUUAAACCUUUUACAUUCCAGCUAAUGAAUCGUAUAGCAGCCCUCUUUGCAUCAGUACCAUCUAUCAUGUUUAACUAUAAAAAAUAAAAAUGAAAAGAAUAGUAAGGAGAAAUAAGUUAGAGCAAUGAUUGUAAUAAAGUACACAGUUAUGUUUGUUUCUUAAGUGAACAAAGGUGAACAUUUGUUGCAAAAAUUUAGUGGUGUCCUUUU
Molecule: messenger RNA, 2865 nt
Organism: Triplophysa rosa
Lineage: Eukaryota; Metazoa; Chordata; Actinopteri; Cypriniformes; Nemacheilidae
Exons: 6
Coding region: 1-1566 (521 amino acids)
Source: RefSeq, a predicted model, not a curated record